Messenger RNA from Poeciliopsis prolifica (blackstripe livebearer), 1989 nucleotides. Its product is annotated as frizzled-7-A-like. The coding region runs from base 274 to 1989 and encodes 571 amino acids. Gene Ontology annotation, cellular component: plasma membrane. The record is from RefSeq and is a predicted model, not a curated record. Gene Ontology annotation, molecular function: Wnt receptor activity; Wnt-protein binding. Lineage: Eukaryota; Metazoa; Chordata; Actinopteri; Cyprinodontiformes; Poeciliidae. Gene Ontology annotation, biological process: non-canonical Wnt signaling pathway; canonical Wnt signaling pathway. The transcript is spliced from 2 exons.
UCUCAACAGCAGUUUCUAAUUAAUCAUUAAUGCUGGACUUCAGUCACUUUCUCUGCAUCUGCAGCCUCACCUUCAGAUCUGCAUGGACCAAUCAGAGAAGAGAGAGCCUCUGAUUGGAGGAUGGACCCCCCACUGAGAGGAAGGAUCUGAAAUCUGAUGUUUGAUCCAAAUGCUGUCAUUCAGGAUGAAACCAGGACGAGUUGCUGCUUCCUGAUCCAGUUUCUCUGAAGUCUCUCGUUCUCUUUUUAUCUGUGAACAUUGCUGCACGCUGUGAUGAGAACCUGCAGCUGGUUCUGGAGGUCCACCUUCUGCCUGACGCUCCUCCUGCAGCCCGGAUCGGCUCAGCAUGAAGACGGGAGUUCGGUUCUGGAGCCCGGUUUCUGCCAGCCCAUCUCCAUCCCGCUCUGCACCGACCUCGCCUACAACCGGACCAUCAUGCCCAACCUACUGGGUCACAUCAACCAGGAGGACGCGGGCCUGGAGGUGCACCAGUUCUACCCUCUGGUCCAGGUCCAGUGUUCGGCGGAGCUGCGGUUCUUUCUGUGCACCAUGUACGCGCCGGUGUGCACGGUGUUGGACCGGGCCAUCCCGCCCUGCAGGUAUCUGUGCGAACAGGCCCGGAGCGGCUGCGAGGAGCUCAUGAACAAGUUCGGCUUCCAGUGGCCGGACCGGCUGCGCUGCCAGAACUUCCCGCUCCACGGAGCCGGAGAGAUCUGUGUGGGUCAGAACAGGAGCAAUUCUGAAGGUCCGGCCGAGCCGAACCCGACCGCCCGGCCUCCGGCUCCGUGGAGCGAGCAGCGGUUCUCCUGCCCGCCGCAGCUCCAGGUUCCGUCCCGCCUCAGGUACCGCUUCCUGGGUCAGGAUGACUGCGGCGCCCCCUGCGAGUCCGACAGACCCGGAGGACUGAUGCACUUCAGCCGGGAGGAAGUCCAGUUCAGCCGGGUCUGGGUCGGGUUCUGGUCCAUUUUGUGCUGCGUCAGCACGCUGUUCACCAUCCUGACGUAUUUCCUGGACAGAAGGAGGUUCGUGUACCCGGAGCGGCCCGUCAUCUUCCUGUCCGGCUGCUCCUUCAUGGUGGCGCUGGCCUACAGCGCCGCCUUCCUGCUGGAGGACAAGGCGGUGUGUGUGGCCCGGUUCAGGAAGGACGGGUACCGGCUGGUGGUCCAAGGGACGGAGAAGGACGUCUGCACUGUCCUGUUCGUCGUCCUUUACUACUUCAGCGUGUCCGGUUCCGUGUGGUGGGUCGUUCUGGGCUUCAGCUGGUUCCUGUCGGCCGGGAUGAAGUGGAGCCACGAGGCCAUCCAGGCCUGCGCUCACUACUUCCACCUGGCAGCCUGGGUGGUUCCGGCGCUGAAGACCGUCCUGGUGCUGGCGGUGGGCCGGGUGGAGGGCGACCUGCUCAGCGGCGUCUGCUCGGUGGGAGCGUCCAGCCUGGACGGCCUGCGGGGAUUCAUCCUGGCGCCGCUUUCCGUCUCCCUGCUCAUCGGUGGCUCCUUGCUGCUGGCCGGGUUCGUGUCGCUGCUUCGGGUCCGGUCCAUCAUGAAGCAUAACGGCACCGAGACGGAGAGGCUGGAGAGGCUGAUGGCGCGGAUCGGCGUCUUCGGCUCGGUGUACGCGGCCUCCAAAGCGGCCGCCAUCGCCUGCCUGCUGUAUGAACAGGCGCUCCGGCCGCAGUGGGACGCCGCCUGGCGGAUGCGGACCUGCCGACACUUCGCCACUCCAUGCCCGACCCGAAACACUCCGGCGGCCUCGCCGAACUUCACGGUCUUCAUGAUCAAGUACCUGACGAUCUUCACGGCGGGGAUCGGGUCCGGAUUCUGGGUCUGGAACCGGAAGACGCUUCGGACGUGGCGCCGCUUUUCCAACAGAGCGAACCUGAACGGAGAGCCGGGUCCGGAGCCGAACCGAAAAGAAUCUGCAGAACCCAAACGAACUGAUGGAGCAUCUGGGUUUGGUACUAAAGUGUUUUUGCUCCCAGUUGGGAGAUGA